Molecule: messenger RNA, 1011 nt
Organism: Trichoderma gamsii
Lineage: Eukaryota; Fungi; Ascomycota; Sordariomycetes; Hypocreales; Hypocreaceae
Product: alcohol dehydrogenase
Exons: 1
Coding region: 1-1011 (336 amino acids)
Molecular function (GO): oxidoreductase activity
Source: RefSeq, a predicted model, not a curated record
AUGGCACCUUCAGAAGAAAAUCCCAAAACUAUGCUUGCAGUAUAUGCCGCCAGCGGUAACGAUGAGACUCCUCUUGCCGGUCUCAAAAUUGGCCAAGUACCUUUGCCUACGCCUCCAGAAGGCUGGGUACGGGUUAAACUUCUCGCAGCGAGCGCCAAUUACCAUGACAUAUUCACGCUUAAAGGCUUCGGUGUCCAUCCCAUCAAAUUCCCACGCAUCAUCGGUUGCGAAGGCGUUGGAAUAUUGGAAGAUGGAAGAAAAGUGGUUGUUUAUCCGUUUAUGACUACGCCAGAUUAUAUCGGCGACGAAACUCUUGAUCCAGGUCGCCAUGCUCUCUCAGAAAUCACUGAAGGAACUCUUGCGGAAUACUUUAUCAUCCCAGCAAAGAACGUGGUGCCUUUGCCAGCCGGAAUGGAUGUCACCUCGGGAGCUGUGCUUGGAAUUGCUUGGCUCACUGCCUAUCGUAUGCUUUUUACGAAAUCUGGCUUGCGAGCUGGACAGACGAUGCUUGUGCAAGGAAGCUCGGGUGGUGUCAGCACAGCUCUAAUCCAGCUUGGAACGGCGGCAGGCAUGCGUGUUUGGACCACUGGCCGCACGGCUGAGAAGAGGCAGCUCGCUCAAUCUCUUGGCGCAGAGAAGACGUUUGAGCCUGGGGAGAAACUCCCUGCUCAAGUCGAUGCCGUCUUCGAUACGAGCGGAGCCGUGACCUGGAAGCACUCAAUGGCCUCUGUUAAGCCGGGUGGAACAAUUGUCAGCUGCGGUGGCCAUGGCGGGUUUGAACUGCCUACUGAUUCAAUGCGUCUGUUUGUUGACUCGUUGAGCAUCCAUGGCGUGUAUGCGGGGUCAUUUCAAGAGUUUAAGGACCUUAUCUCGGUUGUGGCUGCAAAGGGCAUCAAACCCUACAUUGGCAAGAUUCUUCCACUGUCUCAAGGUGAAGAAGCGAUCAAGUUACUUAUUGAGGGGAAAACGCAAGGCAAGGUGGUGUUGACAGCAGGCAGUGAAGUAGCAUGA